AUUUCCGGUUGCCCGGAAGUGCACUCUACAAACACGCUACAAGUUAAGCUAGCUAGAACGCGUUGUGUGUUGUAUUGACUGGCUAGAUUUCCUAGCCUUUGCAUACCCGUUGUUUUUAAUUGAGCAUUUUUAAAGCUACUACCAUAUUGGCUUUCGACUUUUAUACAAUAUGGGAGUCCCUGCAUUUUUCCGUUGGUUGAGUAGGAAAUAUCCUUCCAUAAUAGUGCAUUGCCUUGAGGAGAAGUCCAAGGAAUGCAAUGGUGUGCGAAUACCUGUUGACACUAGCAAGCCCAAUCCCAAUGAAGUGGAGUUUGACAACCUGUAUCUGGAUAUGAAUGGAAUUAUCCAUCCGUGCACACAUCCUGAGGACAAGCCAGCGCCCAAAAACGAGGAUGAGAUGAUGGUGGCCAUUUUCGAAUACAUCGAUCGACUCUUCAACAUCAUUAGACCCCGCAGAGUUCUGUACAUGGCUAUAGAUGGAGUCGCCCCUCGUGCCAAAAUGAAUCAGCAGCGGUCAAGGCGAUUCCGAGCCUCUAAAGAAGGGGCGGAACUUGUGGAGGAGAAACAGAAGAUGAGGGAAGAGAUCAUCGGGAGAGGAGGAUACCUUCCGCCAGAUGAGAUCAAGGAGAGGUUUGACAGCAACUGCAUCACUCCAGGAACAGAGUUUAUGGACAACCUGGCAAAAUGUCUCCGGUAUUACGUAGCUGACAGAUUGAGCAAUGAUCCAGGAUGGCGCAACGUUACAGUUUUCCUGUCAGAUGCCAGUGUUCCUGGAGAGGGUGAACAUAAAAUUAUGGAUUACAUCCGAAGGCAAAGGGCUCAGCCACAUCAUGACCCAAACACGCAUCACUGUCUUUGCGGCGCUGACGCCGACUUGAUCAUGUUGGGGCUGGCCACACACGAGCCUAACUUCACCAUCAUCCGUGAGGAGUUCAAGCCCAACAAGCCAAGACCCUGUGCCCUCUGUAACCAGGUCGGCCAUGAGAUCAAGGACUGCCAGGGAAUGCCCAGGGAGAAGCAAGGCGAGCAUGAUGAAUUUGCAGGCAGCAUACCAGUCUCUGAACAGGAGUUCAUCUUCAUUCGUUUGUCAGUUUUGCGAGAGUACUUGGAGCGAGAGUUGACCAUGGCUAGCCUGCCGUUUCCGUUUGACUUUGAGCGGAGUGUGGAUGACUGGGUCUUCAUGUGCUUCUUUGUUGGAAAUGAUUUCCUGCCUCAUCUACCGUCCCUAGAAAUCAGAGAAGGCGCUAUCGAUCGACUGGUUGGAAUCUAUAAAGACGUCGUACACAAGACGGGGGGUUACCUCACAGAAAGUGGCUUCGUCAACCUUGAGCGAGUUGAGCUGAUCAUGCAGGCUGUAGGAGUGGCCGAAGACAACAUCUUCAAGAAGCGCAAAGACGAUGAUGAGAGUUUCAAAAGGAGGAUGAAGGACAAGAAGAAGCGAAUGAAAAUGCAGCAGCAGCAUCAGCAGCCAUCCUUCAUGCUGUCCGGCCAGUUCGCUCCCCAGGCUCUGGGGGGCAGAGACCGACCAGGGGCAGUGCAGAACGCCCGUCACACGGCCUAUGACAUGAGGAUGCAGGCCACAAACCAGCACAACAUGGAUGCAGCCCAGUCCUUGAAAGCUUCAAUAAAGAACGGGAACAAGGGCAACGAUGGCGUAGACGGCCGCGGAGUGAAAAGGAAAGCCGAGGACAGUGACGACGAGCCGGAACCCGAGGACAACGUCAGGUUGUGGGAGGAUGGCUGGAAACAGCGCUACUACAAAACAAAAUUCGACGUGGACGUGAGUGAUGAAUCCUUCCGCAGGAAAGUCGUGAAGUCCUAUGUGGAAGGCCUGUGCUGGGUGCUGCGCUACUACUACCAGGGCUGUGCCUCCUGGAAGUGGUACUUCCCCUUCCACUAUGCCCCGUUUGCAUCGGACUUCAAAGACAUCAAAGACCUGUGCAAAGACUUUGAGAAGGGAACCAAGCCGUUCAAGCCUCUGGAGCAGCUGAUGAGUGUGUUUCCGGCUGCCAGUGGAAACUUCCUGCCGGAGACCUGGAGGGCCUUGAUGUCCGACCCAGACUCCCAGAUCAUUGACUUCUACCCCGACGACUUUGCAAUUGAUCUCAAUGGGAAGAAAUACGCUUGGCAGGGUGUGGCCUUGCUUCCCUUCGUGGAUGAGCGCAGGCUGCGGGCUGCCUUGGCAGAGGUGUACCCCAACCUCACUGCAGAGGAGAUUAAAAGGAACAGCUUGGGAAGUGACAUCAUGUUUGUGGAAAAGUCCCACCCCCUAUGUGACUUCAUGCAUGAGCUGUACCGCUCCGAAUCUCACGAGGGCACUCAGAUCCCUGCGGAAUUAUGCCAUGGAAUCCAAGGUACAUUAAAUCUUGACGAAGAUGCUAUUCUACCAGAUAAACCAGUAGAGUCUCCUAUUCCCUUGUUGAGAGACCUGGCGCAGAACAGUGCCAUUGGAAUUAAAUUCCAGGACCCACAAUUUGAUGAAGAUUUUGUGUUCAAGGCAGUCUUACUCGCUGGGGCCAAACUUGCAGCUAAAGUGCUGAAACCUGGAGACUGGGAGAGAUCCAGCAAUGGACCAUGGAGACCUCAGCUUGGCUUCAACCCCAAUCGCCAGCAGGCCCACCUGGGCCAAUCUGCUUUCAGAGCCUUGGGACAUCAUACAAACAGGAACCAAGGUGGUGCCGGCCUGUGCGGUGCGGCCCCUCCUGGACACCACAGGGGUGGCCAAUACAGCAAUGCCCCUCCCCCAAGCAACUAUAACCAGGGCAACUAUAACCGCCAACAUCAUAGAGAUUCACAUCAGUCUUUCCCACCCCAACAUUCCAGGCAACAUGGGUUCCCACAGCCUCCUCCCCCAUCCAACCCACCACUUUUCCCAAGGCCGCCGUACGGAGGAGGCCAGGGCUGGGACCGGGCGAUGCAGUCGCAGGGCGCCGCCUUCCAGCACAACACGCAGCGAGGCCACCACGGAGGCCACGGGGGGUACCAACAGCACGACAACCGCCGAGACAACCGGCAGGAUGACCAGCGCGAUGACCGCAGGCAGCAGCAGGGCUACAACCAGGGACGGAACUAUGCCCUGCCACCACCUACAAGAAGAUACCAAUGGAGUUGAAUCUUCUAGGUGUUUGUCUUUUGACCAGCUAAAGGCUUAUUUUUUCAUUUUGACGUUUCUCAAGUGUUAUUUUUUUCCUUCGAGUAACUUUAUCUUUGGGGGGGUCUAUUAAUUUGUAAAAAAAAAAAGCAAAAUGUAUAUUUCUCUUUGUUUUACUCCUGUUCUUACCUGUUUUUAAGAAUAAUGCCUGUAAAACAUGAAAUACAAGUGAGUCAAAAGACA
Sardina pilchardus (European sardine) is the source of this 3334-nucleotide messenger RNA. RefSeq names its product 5'-3' exoribonuclease 2 (gene xrn2). The coding region runs from base 170 to 3112 and encodes 980 amino acids. The transcript is spliced from 31 exons. Gene Ontology annotation, cellular component: nucleus. Gene Ontology annotation, biological process: nucleobase-containing compound metabolic process. Gene Ontology annotation, molecular function: 5'-3' RNA exonuclease activity; nucleic acid binding. Lineage: Eukaryota; Metazoa; Chordata; Actinopteri; Clupeiformes; Clupeidae. The record is from RefSeq and is a predicted model, not a curated record.